AGAGGUGCUUCCUGUUCUUACUUUUCCGGAGAAGAACUGAUCAGUGAUUAGCUGAAGCCGCUAUCUGAUGUACCUUUAGCCCGAGCUAUUAGCGUCCCAGAGGAGGGGAGUAUUUCCCUGUCCACGGGGUCAUGCCAGCUGCAGAGGCGCAGCGCGCCAGGAGAGAUGGUGCUGCGGUGAGGGUGCCCGGAAAGGACCGCGUUCCAAACCAAGAGGAGAGGGAUUUCCACAGCUUUCACAGAGACGGUGGUCAAACCACUGCAGGGAGCCAGACCUUCCACCACCACCAUCAUCAUGAAGGAAACCACCGACAAUGUCUCUCUGGACGAUGCCAGCUGGGGGCAGACCAAGACCCAGGAUACUAUUUUUCACUCUGAAGAAGAUAACAGUCUUUACUUCACAUACAGUGGAAAAUCAAAUGUUCUGGAAGUCAAAGAACUCAACUACCAGGUUAACACAGCAUCCCUGAUUCCCUGGUAUGAGAACCUUGCUCAGAUGAAAAUGCCCUGGACCUGGAAAUCGGAUCCCCAUUCCCAUGUGACAGUGAUCCAAAAUCUGAAUCUCAAAGUGCGAAGUGGUCAGAUGCUUGCAAUUAUAGGAACCACAGCUGGUGGAAAGACAUCCUUGCUUGACGUGAUAACCUGCCGGGAUCAUGGAGGCAAAAUCAAGUCUGGUCAAGUCAUGAUCAACAACAAACCCAUCACUCCCCAGCUCGUUAGGAAAUGCAUAGCACACGUGAGGCAGGAUGACCGACUGCUCCCCCACCUGACUGUCAGAGAAACACUAUUGUUCGUUGCCAAACUGCGCCUUCCAAAGUUUUUUUCAGACUCACAAAGGAAAAAAAGGGUGGAAGAUGUGAUCGCAGAGCUCCGCCUGCGGCAGUGCGCCAACACCAGGGUGGGGAACGAGUACCUGCGGGGCGUCUCCGGGGGAGAGAGGCGCAGGGUGAGCAUCGGCGUGCAGCUGCUCUGGAACCCGGGAAUACUCAUACUUGAUGAACCUACAUCUGGACUGGACAGCUUUACUGCACAUAACCUUGUGAUAACAUUAUCCAGACUGGCCAGAGGAAACAGAUUGGUUCUUCUUUCAGUUCAUCAGCCCCGGUCAGAUAUCUUCCAACUGUUUGAUUUGGUUCUUCUCAUGACUUCUGGACUCACUGCCUACGGUGGAACAGCUAAAGACAUGGUCCAGUAUUUCACAGAACUAGGCUAUCCUUGCCCAAGGUACAGCAAUCCUGCAGAUUUCUACGUUGACUUGACCAGUAUUGAUAAACAGACUGCAGAAAAGGAGAAGGAAAGCCAAAAGAGAGCAAAUACUCUUGCCAACUUGUUCAUAGAAAAGGUCAAACAUUUUGAUGAUUUCUUAUGGAAAGCUACUGAAGGAGACAACACUGAUACCACAGCCAUCAAGCAGAGGAAAUCAGAAGAGGUUGUCAAUAUGCCUCACCAUUUAAAUGAUCAAUUACCAGGAGCCUUGAAGCAGUUCACAAUAUUAUUAAGUCGUCAGGUCUCCAAUGACUUCAGAGAUCUUUCAACAUUACUAAUCCAUGGAUUUGAAGCCCUUCUUAUGUCAUUGCUAAUUGGAUUUUUGUACUAUGGCCAUGGAAAAAAUGGACUCUCUAUUCGUGACACAGCAGCACUCCUGUACAUGAUAGGUGCCCUUAUCCCAUUCACAAUAAUUUUGGAUGUUAUUGCCAAAUGUCAUUCAGAAAGAGCAAUGCUUUAUCAUGACUUGGAAGGUGGAAUGUACUCUGUUAGCCCAUACUUCUUUGCUAAGAUUCUGGGGGAGCUACCAGAACACUGCAUUUUUGUUGUAAUUUAUGGGAUUCCCAUCUACUGGAUGGCAAACCUUGUUCCUGAUCCAGAACAUUUCCUGCUGAACUUCCUGUUACUGUGGUUGGCUGUUUACAGUGCCCGUGCCAUGGCACUUUGGGUGGCAGCUCUGCUGCCGACGUUACAGCUCUCGGCCUUCCUUGGCAAUGUCCUCUUCACAUCAUUCUACCUCAGUGGUGGUUUUGUGAUAAGCCUGAACAGCCUCUGGACAGUUCCUUUUUGGGUUUCAAAAAUCUCUUUCCUCAGAUGGAGUUUUGAAGGAAUGAUGCAACUUCAGUUCACUAACACCACAUAUGAAAUAACUGAUGGAAACACUACUUAUGAAAUACCAGGGAAACUUGUCACUCAGGCUCUGGACCUGGACUCCCACCCUCUCUAUGUGAGCUACCUUGUCCUCACCGGCAUCAUUUGCAGCUUCCUGCUUUUAUACUAUUUAUCUCUGCGCUUUAUCAAGCAGAAGUCAACCCAAGACUGGUGAGAGCAGCGGAGGCAGCAGGUGAGGGCCUCCUUGCGGGAAGGGCAGGAGAAGAAGGCUCCCGCCGCGGGAGCCCCGGGAGCGGCGGGCGCCGGCGGCGCGGCUGCCACAGGAUGGCAGCAGAGCCCCAGGAGUCGGGAGGCGGGCGGGAGCCUGCCACGGACCGCGGCUCAGCCUGGGAUGGGGGUCGGGGGUGGGCUUUGGGUUCACUUUGGGUUCACUUUGGGUUUUGCUUCACUAACGGUUUGAACGAGUGACAAGGCCAUUGCGAGUCCUGCACAUCUGGAAAUUGUCUGAGCUGUGGGCCACCGAUAUAAAAGGACCCACGGGUUUGUCCAUAAUAUUUGAACACAUGAUGAUCACUCACUUAAUUCAGAGGGCUACAAGAGAACAGGAUCAAAACACUUUCUGUGGCACUUAUGACAUCUAACAUAGAAGAUUUCACAAGUGCUUCAGGAGAACAUGCAAGGAUGGAAAACAAUUGUUAACUACUCUGUGUUCUAAUUGCUUAUGUGUAUUAAAGCUUUAUUUCUAUGUUUUAAUGCUUUGCCUUUGUGUUCCAGUAAUAUGCUGGUGAUGCCCAAAACAGGUAUUUGCUCACUGUAGGGAUGAGACCUUGUAACAAAUAAAAUUAUCUCACCUUCUUG
Molecule: messenger RNA, 2954 nt
Organism: Passer domesticus (house sparrow)
Lineage: Eukaryota; Metazoa; Chordata; Aves; Passeriformes; Passeridae
Gene: ABCG8
Product: ATP binding cassette subfamily G member 8
Exons: 13
Coding region: 295-2310 (671 amino acids)
Biological process (GO): cholesterol efflux; cholesterol homeostasis; transmembrane transport
Cellular component (GO): signaling receptor complex; plasma membrane
Molecular function (GO): cholesterol transfer activity; ABC-type transporter activity; ATP hydrolysis activity
Source: RefSeq, a predicted model, not a curated record